Molecule: messenger RNA, 474 nt
Organism: Gossypium arboreum
Lineage: Eukaryota; Viridiplantae; Streptophyta; Magnoliopsida; Malvales; Malvaceae
Exons: 2
Coding region: 1-474 (157 amino acids)
Source: RefSeq, a predicted model, not a curated record
AUGGUGGCCGAUGCUCUCAGUCGAAGAGUGAAGAUUGAUUUGAGAGCGAUGUUCGCUCGUCUUAGUCUGUUUGAUGAUAAAGUUCUGUUAGCCGAGUUACAAUCUAAGUCGACUUCGAUUGAUCAGAUUCGGGGUAAGCAGUUAGGGGAUGAGUCUCUGGGUUUGCGGUUUCAUCAGAUUAAGAGUGGCAGUACUUCUAAUUUUGGACUGAAUAAGGAUCGGGUUUGUGUACCGAAUGAUUUUGAUCUGAGACAGCCGAUUCUGAGGGAGGCGCAUCAUAGCCCUUAUGCUAUGCAUCCUGGUGAUAAUAAAAUGUAUCACGAUCUUUGUAAGUUAUACUUGUGGCUGGGCUUAAAGCGUAAGACAGACCACUCUUUACAAAAGUUGGCGAAGCUCUAUAUCUCUGAGAUUGUAAGACUGCAUGGGGUUCUGGCUUUAAUAAUCUCUGAUAGGGAUCCUCGCUUCACUUUUUAG